This is a messenger RNA of Ziziphus jujuba (common jujube), 2041 nucleotides long. Its product is annotated as zinc finger protein VAR3, chloroplastic. Gene Ontology annotation, cellular component: cytoplasm. The transcript is spliced from 6 exons. The coding region runs from base 115 to 1761 and encodes 548 amino acids. Lineage: Eukaryota; Viridiplantae; Streptophyta; Magnoliopsida; Rosales; Rhamnaceae. The record is from RefSeq and is a predicted model, not a curated record. Gene Ontology annotation, molecular function: mRNA binding.
UAAUAAGCCCCAAAAAAUGCGAAGCAGUGUUUAAAGCCCCGAGUCUCACAUAUUAACGCAGUCUAUGUCUGCUUUGCCGCCAUAAACAAGCAUAGCGCCUAAAAUAAUUUUCAAAUGUUGUUCAAGCUUUUUCAAACCAGCCAUGGAUAUCUCUGUUCCACCCUGAUCAAAAAACAGUUCAAAAACCCACAAUUUCUCUUUCCCAUUUCGCACCUUCACAAUUGCAGCAAAGCUUCAGAUUUCACAGCGAACGAAGUCGAACAGCUUCAAUCUUCAAAACCCAUUAACAAAUUUACCCAAUUGCCUUCGAACACCACCAAAGGACCAUCCAUGGCCAAAGAGGAGUUUUGGGUCAAUAUCUCGCAUCCAUGGCCUGAAUGGGUGGACCUGAUGGAAUGCUUGUUGAAGAGAGGCUACUUUGAAGGAUAUGAAAACCCAUUUCGAAGUUCCCAAGUGGGUCUGAAGGAAUCGAACUAUAUUCGGACUGCGUGCCUCAAUUUUGCUCGGGAUCAGUAUAAUGUUAUAAGGUUCUUAUCUAGAAAAGACAUCCAAGUUAUAGCAGGAUGUGGAUGCCCAAGUAUAGAUCGGAAAGUUGUCAACUCAGGAAAGCGUUUGAGGGCACAUGUGGGCAUUGAUGAAGGAGAUAUUUGCAGCACCUGCAAUUUGAGGGGAGACUGUGAGAGGGCAUAUGUGAAGGCACGUGAAGACGAAGGUGGGAGGACUGUGGAUGUUAUGCGUUUCUUGGUAACAUAUGGACUUGAUCAUAUUACUGGCAUGGUGAAAAACAGGCCAUGCUUAAACAAAGUGGUCAAAGAAUCAGUGAGAAGGCUGCUGAAAGAAAUGAUAGAGUAUGGCAGUGGAGAUCUGGAUUCUAACAUCCCGAAGUCCACAAAAUUGGAAGAGGUUGCAUCAGUGCAACAUCAUUCAAGCACACAAGAGAAAUGCCACACAAGUGUCCCAGUGAAGCAGGGCGAUUGGCUUUGUCCCAAUUGCAACUUUCUGAACUUCGCCAGAAAUAUUAAGUGCUUGCGCUGUGAUAAUUUAUUUCAAGAAAAACUGCAGCAACUAAGGGAGGAUCUGGAUCAUCUUCCACUGAAAAAAGGGGACUGGAUAUGUGGGAAAUGCAAUUUCUUGAAUUUCGCGAAGAACUCAAGAUGCUUAAUCUGCAAAGAGAAGCCUCCAAAGCGGCAGCUAAAUCCAGGGGAAUGGGAAUGUGACUCGUGCAAUUACAUAAACUUUAGGAGAAACAUGGUGUGCUUGAAAUGCGACCAUAGACGACCAAAGACAGCAAAUUCUUCAGAAACUUCUGGUGAACCUCUACUUGCAAAUGGAGGUAACCAUGAAAAUAACAGAUUGAGGUUGGCCAGAGGUGAAAGUGAUGUUUAUACUCAACCAUCUCUGCAACAACAUAGGCAAAGUCGAAACAGAAGGUCGGAUGUAUGGAGAUUUGUGGAAGAUGAGAAGGAAGAAUGUGCUGACUCGAACUCAGGCAAUGGGGCUUCUGGUUUUGUGGAUUUUCCCAUUGCUGGAGGUAAGAGUAACUUGUCUCAGAAUGCAGACAAAAAAGAGAGAUGGAAAUUGGAGAUGUUGGAGAGGAGCAAAGGCACAUUUAAGGCCAAAAAUGAGGAUGAAUUUGGAUCUGUCAGGAUUUACAGAAGCUUGGAGCCUCCAGACUUGACUGAUGACGAAGACAUGGCUGGUUGGUUUGGGCAUGGAAAGGUAGCAACAAGAAGGAAUGUGUCUGGAAGUGGAACUGAUUGAGAAGUUUCAAGAUUUAGUUGGAAGAUUGGUUCUAUUUCUACUACGAAUACAUGGAUGUCAAAUCACCAACAAAGAGGAAGUGUCAAUCUCAUUUGAAAGUUUCUUAGAUUUCUGAAAUCUAAUGUAUUAAUCAUUUUCCAUUUUGCAAAAAGAUAUGUUGAAUAAAUCCAAUAUAGCUUUUUAACGAACGAAAAAUAUUAUUUGUUACCGUUGAUAACCGGUGAUCAUCAAUAAAAUUUAUGUCUUAUAAUAAUUUAAAUAAUUAUUAUUAAAAAAUUUA